Messenger RNA from Parascedosporium putredinis, 1389 nucleotides. Lineage: Eukaryota; Fungi; Ascomycota; Sordariomycetes; Microascales; Microascaceae. The record is from the annotation of a GenBank genome assembly.
AUGACCGCUUUUGCUUCGACAUCUCGCGGGCUACUCUCGCAGUCCAGUUCCGCCAACGAUAUGAACCGGACAAGGCGGAUUCGCGCCAAAGAUGGCGGGGGCGACGCCACCAUCAUCAGUAGCAUAAUCAAUCUGCUUAAUACGAUCAUUGGUGCCGGUACGCUUGCCAUGCCUGCUGUUAUGGCCAAAAUGGGUGUCACCUUGGGGGUUUUCAUGAUCCUUUGGUCCGGCCUCACCGCAGCCUUCGGCCUCUACCUCCAUCGCGCGGAAGAGAUUCCAUAUCUAGUAGAUCGAAAGUUCUGGAUCACUGCCUUCAUGCUACCUGUCAUCCUUCUCGCUUUCUUAAAGCGCCUCGACUCGUUGAAGUACACAAGUGUCAUCGCCUUGGUAUCGAUCGGCUAUCUCGUCAUCUUGGUCGUUUACCACUUCCUGGUCGAUGAUCUGAGUCAGAGGGGCCCUAUCCGGGUCAUCGAAUGGGAGGGGCCUGUUUCAAUGCUCAGCAGCUUGCCCGUUGUUGUUUUUGCAUACACCUGCCACCAGAAUAUGUUCUCAAUUCUGAACGAAUUGUCGGAUGAUUCCCCUAGUGGCGUCAUUACUGUCAUAGGCUCGAGUAUCGGUUCGGCUGCUAGUGUCUACACUCUCGUGGCUAUCACUGGAUAUCUCACCUUUGGUAACGAUGUCGCUGGCAACAUCGUCUCCAUGUACGGCUCCUCGGUGGCAUCAACCCUAGCCAAGGCGGCUAUCGUUGUUCUGGUCACAUUUUCCGUUCCUCUUCAGAUUCAUCCCUGUCGCGCCUCGAUAGAUGCUGUGGUAAACUGGAGACCCAACGGUGGCAGAAACAAGCCUUCUGCCAACGCUCCAGGCAGCCGACCCCUCCUUCCUUCGGCAUCCAACGAUGCCGGUAGGCAAGACCAUGGUGGCUCUCAUGGCAUUUCAGAGUUGCGCUUCGCAGUCAUUACCACUGUGAUCAUCGUCCUAAGCUACAUCACCGCCUUGUCAGUUAGCAGUCUCGAUCGCAUGCUUGCAUAUGUCGGUAGCACUGGCUCGACAAGUAUCAGCUUUAUCUUGCCAGGUCUCUUUUAUUACAAGAUCAGUGACCCAGAGGGUAUCCACCAUCAACGUAUGACCAAAGAGAGCGACGAUCUUGACUCUACGGACUCUGACCAUGGAGAUGAUACGGUAAUGGCCACUAGCGUUACGAGCUUGAGAAGCAUGGUGAGCACGGCUAGCGCGAGCCUUUCUCUUCGCCGCUGGCGCUCGUGGAGAUGGGACCUCGAGCACCUCGACCACGGUCUCCUCCGGAAAUUGGCCCUGGCGCUCUCCGGCUACGGUGUCAUGGUCAUGGUUGUCUGUCUCGUCAUGAACACAUGGUUCAGUGUUACUCAUUAG